Colossoma macropomum (tambaqui) is the source of this 4166-nucleotide messenger RNA. RefSeq names its product hypoxia inducible factor 1 subunit alpha a (gene hif1aa). Gene Ontology annotation, biological process: cellular response to hypoxia; regulation of transcription by RNA polymerase II. Gene Ontology annotation, molecular function: RNA polymerase II transcription regulatory region sequence-specific DNA binding; protein dimerization activity; DNA-binding transcription factor activity, RNA polymerase II-specific. The coding region runs from base 116 to 2350 and encodes 744 amino acids. The transcript is spliced from 15 exons. The record is from RefSeq and is a predicted model, not a curated record. NCBI's taxonomy places the organism in Eukaryota, Metazoa, Chordata, Actinopteri, Characiformes, Serrasalmidae.
CACACCACACUGGACAUCAUCAUCGUUCCCGGGUCACUUCACUGCCGGGCUGUGUUUUCCUCGCGGACUCAGAGCUGAUCAAGUCGGCAUUAAUUGCGGAAUAAUUAAUUAGACGAUGACGUCAGGAGCCGCACCUGAAAAGAAAAGGGUGAGCUCCGAGAGGAGGAAGGAGCGGUCUCGGGACGCGGCCCGCUGUCGACGGGGGAAGGAGACGGAGGUGUUUUACCAGCUGGCCCGAGAACUGCCCCUUCCACACAGCGUCACAUCCAACCUGGACAAAGCCUCGGUCAUCAGACUGACCCUCAGCUACCUGCGGCUGCGCUCUCUGCUGCACACAGGAGCGCUGGGUGAGGGCUGUGAGGUGGACUCUCGGUGGAGCGUGUGUUGUCUGAAGGCUCUAGACGGGAUCCUUUUGGUUCUCUCUCAGGAUGGAGACGUGGUCUAUGUUUCGGAGAAUGUCAGCAAGUGCCUUGGACUUCCUCAGAUUGAUCUAUUGGGACAGAGUGUGUUUGAUUUCACUCACCCGUGUGACCAUGAGGAGAUCAGAGAGAUGCUGGUGCACAGAACAGGUCUGUCUAAGAAAGGAAAGGAGGAACAUCAAUCAGAGAGACGUAUUCUGUUGCGGAUGAAGUGCACUCUGACCAGCAGGGGGCGCACUGUCAACAUCAAGUCUGCCACAUGGAAGGUGCUGCACUGUUCCGGCCACAUCCGAGCGCAGGCCGAGGUGUGCGGGCGGGCAGAUGUGCAGGAGGGCACAGGUGCACAUGCGUCGUACCUGGUGUUAAAUUGCGAGCCCAUCCCUCACCCGGCCAGCAUCGAAUCUCCUCUGGACUCCAGAACUUUCCUCAGCAGACACACACUCGACAUGCGCUUCACAUACUGUGAUGACAGGGUCACAGAGCUGUUGGGAUACGACCCCAAGGAUCUUCUGCAGCGGUCAGUGUAUGAGUAUUACCACGCUCUGGACUCAGACAGUCUGACCAAAACACACCACAACUUGUUUGUGAAAGGUCAGGCGUGUACCGGGCAGUACCGAAUGCUGGUGAAGACGGGCGGCUUCGUGUGGGUGGAGACUCAGGCCACGGUGAUUUACAACAACAAAAACUCUCAGCCGCAGUGCGUCGUCUGUGUCAACUACGUCCUCAGCGGAGUUGAAGAGCCUGAACUUGUCCUCUCUGUCCACCAGUCCGGCUCUGCAGUGGUAAAGCAGGAAAGGGAGGAUGAGGAAGAAGAGAGAGAGAGUGAGGGAGGAAAGCAGGAGUGCUCACAGAAAAUGAAGAGUAAAGAGGAGGCGAGCAGUAAGAGAGAGGAGCAGACUGCAGUGCUCUUUGAUGACCUGAAGGGGGAGCCAGAGGCCCUAACUCAGCUGCACUUCAGCAGCACAGAUACAGAGGUCAGUGUGUUAAAAGACGUCCCCCUCUACAGUGACGUCAUGUUGCCCUCCACCAGUGAUCUGUUGUCCCUUUCACCCCUUUCACCCCCCACUGAAGCCCCCUGUGCCAUCCUAAACCAUUCCGACUCCACCACUGCCCAGCUCCAGUUGGAGGACUUCACCUUCCCGUCAUCAAACACCCCCAGCACUGCAGGGGGAGCCACUCGCAGCUCCACUCAGCCCAUUAGCUCAUUGACCUCUGAUCUCAGCAACCAGUGCAAAGUGGACGUAGUGGAGGAGAUGUUUUCCAUGGAAACGGAGCCAAAAACCCUCCUGGCCACACAGGCGGUGGAGGACUUGGAUCUGGAGAUGUUGGCUCCUUACAUCUCCAUGGAUGAUGAUUAUCAGCUCCACAGUCACUCUCCAAUGCAGUCUGGACGUGUUAGCCCAGUUCCAACAUCAAAAUCAGCUCAGAAAGAUUCACCAAACCAGACACAGAUGCUGAUCUGCAGCACUGGCACCAACACUAAACCCUCAGAGCAGCUCACAGCAGCACAGCCACAGCAGAGCUUCAGCAGGGCGUGUCAGCCAGACUUACAUCUCUCCUCCGCGACUCAGCCGAGCCAAAAGCCACUGAAGAGGAAAUUAGAAACAAUUUCUCUGUCUCAGGCCAUCGGGCUGGGCUCUGUGCUGCAGGUGGUCAGCGACUUACCUGGAGCAGGUAAAAGGGUCAGGAAGUCGGAGGUUGCAGGAUUGGAGGCUGUUUCACAGUCCACUGUGCCGGAGUCCGUCACUAUACUGCUGCUGCCCUCUGAUGUGUUAAACCAGUUGCUGGCUGGACCUUCUGAAGGCAGGACACUCCCUGUGCCUCUGCCCCAGCUGACCCGCUACGACUGCGAGGUCAACGCACCUGUAGCUGGACGUCAAAAUCUGCUGCAGGGGGAGGAGCUGCUGUUUGCCCUGGACCAAAGCAUUUAAACAGCCACACUGGACACACAGAAAGGGGUGUUACUCAUUAUACUUCCUGAUGUAGGCGGCCCGUCAAAGGUUUUUCGGCCUAAAUUUGAAUCUUCUCACUGGAACCUUUCAGUGAAGUAAGAAAACUUACAAGGUUUAGUUGGUCAUAAAGCGGUUCCGUGCUGAAGCGUACACUCCUGGGCAAAAAAAUGGGCCAAACCCAAAACAUAAUGGUUUUUGCUGAUGGUUUUGGCUGGUCAGGGUCCAGAUUUGAACCCUAUAGAAAAUAUUUAGUCUCAUAUUAAAGGCAAACUAGCCUGGAAAUGUUUUUCAGCUGUCUGAAGCCAUCAGUGCUGAGUGGAUCAAUACUGACUCUUCUUUUCUGUUUACACACAAAACUACAACAUUUAAAGAAAUCAACAUGAAAAAAAUCCAUACUAACCAACUUUAUCCAUUUAUUAAUGAUAUGUUAAGACCUAAGAGUUUAAUGUUUGCCAUUUAUUUGCACAGGAGUGUAUAUUAACCUACAUUCAGCUUUAUGAUCAUCCGAGCGUCCUCCUCGGUAUGAAGAGCAGGUUUUUGUCUGAAUAAUAAAUAAGGGUCAUUCUCCUUCUGGAGUGGGAAUUCAGGUGGAUACAUUUAUAAAAAAUCAAUUUCUUUCAACCCAAAACUAAAUAAUCUUAAUAUGUCCAUUAACAUCUCCUAUUAUCAUAUAUGCAGAAAGGAGCUCAGUUCCAAACAUAUUGUACAGUCACUGGUGUUGUAUGAAUAUGGUGUAAGACAUUCUGGUUAAAACUGAGGAUUCUGUAAAUUGGCUGACUCGUUGUUGGUCAGGUGACCUUGUGUAACAAUUUAAAAUCAGUAAUAAAAAUGAUAUAUUUGGCAUUAUUUUCACAGAAUUUUACUUACCCAGCCAUUAAAGCACAAAACACCAGUGACACAUAGAAGUUCUGAGCUGCCUGAUAAACAAAAUUAUUAAUAAAUUAAUGAAAUAUAGUCAGCGAGUGUGACUCGACUUCUCAGGCCUUGAGACGCUUCCUCUCUGAUGAGCCUCGACCCAAAGAAGCAGUUUAAUAGAGCUGAAAAUACUGGGUUAAAAUGUAAAAUAAGAGUCCUGAUAGAACCAGUGACCACAAUCUCUGUGACAAAUGCAUUUUUAAAAUAAAAAACAUGUUUUUAAAUGUAGCAUUUUGUAGCAUCUUAAAAUAUUGUUUUAUAUUAAAAAUGGUUUCCCAAAUGUUGAUGAUUGGUUUUGUGAGGAGCUGUUUUACAGAUGCAGAGCGACGAUGAAAUAGGAUAAAAAAGAAAAAAUCAGAGAAUCAUAAGGGAAAAGUGUUAUUUGAUCUUAGGGCAACUGUGUAAAUGUACAUACUGACUUUUGGAGCUGUGCAUCAUAUUUUAAGCAUCUUUUUAAGCCCUGAAACCUUUAUGACAUGGUUUCCCCUCCAAAGGGAGAAAGACCCAUAAUUAUUUGACAGUUUUGUUUUUCAAACUGUUGUUAAAAACUCAUGUUGAAGCUCUUUUGGUCCAAAUGUGGUUUAAACACCUGAAAUCUUUCAGUGCUGACAUCACAACAAGGGGAUAAAGUGGGCGUGGCCUUUGGCUUUAUUCCCAAGCUAGCACUGUCACUAAUAUUGGCACAAAUAUUUACACCUUUGAUAUUAUUUCCCUCUAAUUAUACCUGAUUAGGCUUUAAUGUGGUGACCGACAGUGAAAACAUCAUCAUUUGUGUGAAACAGUAUGAAAAACUAGUCCCCAAACUUUUGAUGGGCAGCGUAUUUCUUGAAAUAUCUUUCGUAUUUUCAGUGGACUGCUCCUUUAAAAGACCUGCCUGUUG